This is a messenger RNA of Mesorhabditis belari, 339 nucleotides long. NCBI's taxonomy places the organism in Eukaryota, Metazoa, Nematoda, Chromadorea, Rhabditida, Rhabditidae. The record is from the annotation of a GenBank genome assembly.
AUGAAUGUAUAUGAUUUGAGAUGUACCUAUCCACAGUACAUGCUCAUUCCAACAAUACCAUCUGCCAAUUGUCAAGCUUCGGAGGAAUCAUUGAACUGUGAAAAAGAGACCCUUUUCAAAAGUUAUGCUGGCGGUGAUCCGGGCAACAAAAGGGACGAGAAGAAUCACCUCAUCGAUGAAAAAUUAAGCGAGUUGCGUGUUGUCUCCACCUCGUCAGUCACCUCGAUUUUCACCGAUGAUCGAUGUGCCUUUUCUUUGCGAUACAUGAUGAAUGCGUGCAUUGGAAAUCUUUCAAGAGAAGAAAAACAAAAGCAAUGGGGUGAGAAUGUGUGGAAACUU